Molecule: messenger RNA, 4301 nt
Organism: Cynoglossus semilaevis (tongue sole)
Lineage: Eukaryota; Metazoa; Chordata; Actinopteri; Pleuronectiformes; Cynoglossidae
Gene: arrdc3a
Product: arrestin domain containing 3a
Exons: 8
Coding region: 260-1498 (412 amino acids)
Biological process (GO): protein transport
Cellular component (GO): cytoplasm
Source: RefSeq, a predicted model, not a curated record
GCUGCUCUCUCUUGUCUUUGACUGGGGACCAUCAAGAGAGGAGGAGGAUAGCAGCAGCUACUGCUGUUACUCAGCCUUGACAUACACAUCUCAAUGAACUGCUCACAAAGAAGCCACUGAUCGUGCCUACUGCUUUGUGCAGGGCGGAGAUACAGAUCGGUGUAUCUUCAACUUGCAUCCGUUUUUUUAAACUUCAUGAGAUUAUUUUUUCAUAGACUCUUUUUGUAACUUCCUGGCGAAGCCUGUCUCUAUUUCCACCAUGGUGCUAGGAAAAGUAAAGAGUUUCACUGUAAGCUACGACUGUCACAAUGACAGCAACGUCCCCGUCUUCUCCAGCGGGGACUGUGUCUCAGGUAGAGUGACCAUCGAAGUGACGGGAGAGAUCCGAGUCAAGUCUCUCAAAAUCCACGCGAAGGGGUUUGCAAAAGUUCGCUGGACUGAGUCGAGAAACGCUGGCUCCAACACUGCCUACACGCAAAACUACACAGAAGAAGUGGAAUAUCUAAAUCACAAAGACAUCUUAAUUGGACACGAAAGAGACGAUGACAACUCAGAGGAAGCACUCACCACUAUCCAUUCAGGAAGGCAUGAGUAUGCGUUCAGUCUCGAGCUUCCACAGACACCUCUGGCUACCUCUUUCGAAGGGAAGCAUGGCAGCGUGCGCUACUGGGUAAAGGCAGAACUUCACAGACCUUGGCUCCUGCCGAUGAAGACCAAGAAGGAAUUUACAGUCUUUGAGCACAUUGACAUCAACACUCCACUAUUGCUGUCACCACAGGCCGGCACAAAGGACAAGACGCUUUGCUGUUGGUUCUGCACCUCAGGUCCUAUUUCCCUAAGUGCCAAGAUUGAAAGGAAGGGAUACACCCCAGGAGAGUCAAUCCAGAUCUUUGCUGAGAUUGAGAACUGCUCAUCCCGCAUAGUGGUGCCAAAGGCAGCCAUCUACCAGACCCAGACCUUCUAUGCCAAAGGGAAGAUAAAGGAGGUCAAGCAGCUGGUGGCUAACCUGCGGGGAGAGUCUUUGUCCUCAGGCAAAACAGAGACUUGGAAUGGCAAGAUGCUGAAGAUCCCACCUGUGUCCCCAUCCAUCCUGGACUGCAGCAUCAUUAGAGUGGAGUAUUCACUCAUGGUAUAUGUGGAUAUACCUGGGGCUAUUAAUCUGUCUCUGACCCUGCCUCUGGUCAUUGGAACCAUUCCUCUCCACCCCUUUGGUUCCCGUACUUCCAGUGUCAGCAGCCAGUGCAGCAUGAGCUGGCUGGGCAUGGGUCUGCCAGAGAGACCUGAAGCUCCUCCAAGCUAUGCAGAAAUUGUGACAGAAGAGCAGAGGCAGAGCAGCCUUGAUGUCCCCGCCGACCGUGAGGAUCUGGACGGACCUCUCUUUGCCUAUAUUCAUGAAUUCCGUUUCCAGCCACCUCCUCUAUACUCUGAGAUUGAUCCUCAUCCAGAUCAUGCCAGGCGCACUGAGGAGCGCAGACUCGAUGCCUGUCCUUCUCGCUGAAGGGUGUCUUUAAGAAUUCUCCUGACCAUCGCAGUAACCCAUUUCCGGGGCUCAUCUUUGUUUGUACAUCUCCAACAGCGGCAUUGGUGCUAUGCUGUUGAUAGUGGUGAAGUAAACAAAGUCCAUGACCAACCAACAGAAUUUUGGACAAAUAACUACAGUUGAGUUUGGUGGACAGAUCUGUUUCUGCCCUCCCUUAGUGGCACAAACAGGAACUAUAAGUGUAGGGCUAUACCCUUUUUCCUGUUUUAGCCUGCUGAGGGUGGGAUGUGUGCAGAUAAACACAUUCAGUAUGUACGAGAUGAGGAAAAAUCACCCAAAUAGCCAGUUUCGCAUUGACAUAAAGGAAAAGGUCACAGAGGCCCCGGCCCACCACGCUUCUCUCUCCCUAUCUCUCUGUCACCCUUGAUUCUUCUGCAGUCAUGGCACAUAUGGACUCACACAAAGGGCUGGAUGAAUCCUGUCCAGGCUGAAUCAUGGAAACGGAGAGCGAAAAAUAACAACGUUCUAACCACCAUAGUCCAUAUUAAUGGAAGUUUUUCACAAAGGCAGUGGUGACAAGAGGAAAGACUAGGUCCUCCUGCCUCAUAGGGAUUUUGUUUUGCACAUUCUAUUCUUUACUUGACUUGUGUGACUCUUUAAUUAUCUUUAAUUAUAUAUGUUAAAAAUCACUAAUAGUUUGGUUUCAACCUUUGUAACCACCUGAUUGAGACAGUGGGCUAACUUUUAGGACUUCACUUAAGUGAGAACAGAAUUUGUUUUUUUUUGGGGGGGAGGGGGUGAAAGGUCAAGAACAAUGCACUGAAUUUGUUUUAAGAGUUUUUCUUUCUCCUUAUGACAUUUCUCAGUGACCCACAACAACUAGACUGGACUUUUACAACAACUGCAGCACACUAUUUUCAUCUGGAAUCUUUCUUUGAAGUAUAUUGCCUUCUAAGCUUGGAUCCACGUGUGGGUUCCCUCUGUUGUUUUAGUUUAGUUGUUAUUGUUGUUGUAUUUAGCUCCAAUCAUAUUUUUUUGUGUUGUGGUUGCCCAAGAUUUGAACUAGGAGGGUUACAGACCUACUUUUUCACUUAAGUUGUAGCAGACAAGGUUUGUUUUUACUUUUGUGUAAAUGAUAGUGGCACAUUAUGGAGGGACUCCCCUCAUCCUCAUGGCCUGCACCCCCUCUACUCGUAAUCUCAGGGCAAGCCAAUUUUGCAUUACUGCUCAAAAAGCACUGUCUCAGGUGGUCUCAUAUGUCAUACAGUUGGUGAAAAGAGAAAUAAAUGUAAUAGGUUUUUCAUUUAAGUUGCACUGUUUAGAAAAGUACUUUUUUUUUCAUUUACUAAAACUGAGAUGAGACGUGGAGAUGCAAGGCAGCUUUCUGAGAUGAUUCACAUUCCCUUUUGUCCUGCUGCACUCACCUUAGUUUAUCCACCCACUAGUAAGACUUUUUUUUUCAGACCGGUGAAACCAGAAUGCUCCGUUUAAAAAAAUAAAAGAGGAAAUGUUGAAAAUGGUUGAAUUGUAUUGCUUCUGCAAAACAGAAGCAAACCCAGCAUAUGUAAAAAGCUGAGGACGUAGCUAGGGACUUCUGUUAAGACUGGUCAGAACAAGUAGAAGUAGGAGUAAAAGUAGGUUGAAACGAGUAAUACAUUGGUUUUCUAACUCGCUCAACAACAACCAGACCAGCUAUAACAGAGGUUUUGUCAUAGUAAGCAAAAAAGCAGCACUUUUCUGAUAAGAAGAAAAAGUAGCAUUGUACUGGUGAAGGUCUAAGGUAAACAUUUGUAGGACAUAAAUGCAUUGUUAACUUUUUUUUCUAAGGAUUAACCUUUUUUUAAGUUUACAUUAAAACGUAGCUGACUCAAGUUGGUGUGUGUGUGUGUGUGUGUGCAUGAUCCUACAGAGAUCCAGCUGGCAACUACUAAAUAUUCAGCUUCUGCCAGCAAUUGAACUGCAGAUAAUUAAAGUGAUCUUAUUUUAUUAGUGGCCUUGAUACAGAACAGACCUGAUCUUGUCUACGUUAACUCUGACUCUUCACCUUUUCUGCUUGUUCACAUGUACAUGUUUUACACUUUGGAGUGUUUAUCAAAAAAGGACAAAAAGGGAAGAGGUAAACAGUCCUGUCUUUUUAUUUUAAAUAAUCAACACCCUGGUCAGGUUUCUCAGUUAAUUUACUGAGGCUGAUGAGGGUCGAAAUUUGUUUCUUUCACCACAUAUUUUAUGGCAUUAAUACGUGAUGAAAAAUCUCGAGUUGUUUCUUUUCCUACCUGUUCACCCUCAGGCCUGUGGUUGGUAGCUGUCGACCACUGCCCCUUCCCCAUGAGAGUCAUUUAAGUAACACAGGACAACAGAUAGACUGCUUCUUCCACAUCAGUACAAACCUCCUGCGAGCCUGCCCUAAUCUUUCACAUAGUAUCAUAGGAGAAACCUAACAAAAAUACGCAGUAAUAAAUAAGCUCAUGUUUGUUUUAGGUUCUGUUAAUUCCAUACAGCCUGGUGGCUUCGGGACGAAAAGUAGUCUGGUGUCAAAACUAAGCUAAACUCCUGAUCUGUUAAAGGCAGGAUCUGAAAUGUUCAGAGAUAUGAAAGAAAGAACCCACAGAAUGGGAUCUGAAACAUUUUAGAAACAAAGUGCAAUAUGACCCACUGAAUUUUUGUUGUUUUCCAUUUGUAUGUUUAUCCAUGUAUAUUAUUUUUCCUCUGUUAAUCAUGACGGCGGAUAGAUAUUCUAUGAAUAUACUAUGUACUGAGUGAAUUAACAUUUGUGUAGUUCUUCCGUUUGAUUUGAAUAAACCUUUUAGUUUGAAAUGACAAA